UGCACAUGCGCAGAAAAUCAUUGGAACUUCCUUGUCAAAAGAGAAUGGAUGUGAUUUUAGCUAGCUAAAUAACUUCAAAGUUGGUUAGCUACCCAGUUUACUCCAAUAAUAAUUGUAAUCUCUCCGUUUGGCCAACUCUUACACCAAGGUUUUCGCGUAUUCGAAAUGGGGAAAGGCUGCAAAGUUGUGGUGUGUGGUUUGGCAUCUGUAGGAAAAACAGCCAUCCUUGAACAGCUGUUAUAUGGUAAUCACGCAGUUGGCUCAGAGUCCACUGAGACCCAGGAGGAUGUGUAUGUGGCGUCGGUGGAGACAGACCGCGGUGUGAAGGAACAGUUACGUCUCUAUGACACCAGGGGGCUCCACGACGGCCUGGACCUUCCCAAGCACUACUACUCGGUGGCAGACGGCUUUGUGCUGGUCUACAGCGUGGACAGCCUGGAGUCCUUCAAGAAGGUGGAUGUCCUCAAGAAGGAGAUAGACAAAUCCAGAGAUAAGAAAGAGGUGAUGGUGAUCGUGCUAGGAAACAAGACAGACCUGCGUGAGCUUCGUCAGGUGGAGCACGAGGCAGCGCAGCAGUGGGCGCGGGGGGAGAAGGUCAAGCUCUGGGAGGUCAGCGUCACAGAGAGGAACUCUCUCAUUGAACCCUUCACUAUUCUCACCAGCCGCCUCACACAGCCUCAGAGCAAGUCUGCCUUCCCUCUUCCAGGACGCAAGAGCAAGGGCACGACGUCCAACGACAUCUGAACUGUACUCAACCUUGAGCGUACCUAAGAUCCAAGUACUUCGGGGGAGGGGGAGAUGUCAGAGUAGGAUCGAUGAGUUAGCCAGCCAACUUACAUUAAUAUUCUGACUUCAUGUCAAGAUAGAUUGCCAUGAAAUAUGGGCAAAGACAUAGUAACUGACUUGACAACCAACAACCUAUUAAAUUCCCUUAAAAUAAAGCUUUUCUAUUUUUUAAAUACAA
Messenger RNA from Oncorhynchus kisutch (coho salmon), 964 nucleotides. RefSeq names its product NF-kappa-B inhibitor-interacting Ras-like protein 1. The record is from RefSeq and is a predicted model, not a curated record. NCBI's taxonomy places the organism in Eukaryota, Metazoa, Chordata, Actinopteri, Salmoniformes, Salmonidae. Gene Ontology annotation, biological process: negative regulation of canonical NF-kappaB signal transduction; Ral protein signal transduction. Gene Ontology annotation, molecular function: GTPase activating protein binding; GTPase activity; GTP binding. The coding region runs from base 166 to 744 and encodes 192 amino acids. The transcript is spliced from 4 exons.